UUUAAAAACUUAUUUUGAAAGCGGAAAAAGGUGGUUUAUAGUUAGAAUACAUGCAGAAGUCUCCCGGCAAGCCUGGUGUCGGGGGCGAUUUCGCUUCGAUGUCGGAAAAACAGUACGAGAAUUCGCAUGCGUCGGGUAGCGGUGAGACGGAACGAAGGACCAGACCGAUUACAUUUGAUGUUUAUGUUGGCAGAAUUCCUCCCGAUUGGACCAAGGUUUGUGUGUAGUGUUGUCCAGGGAUCAAUUGUAGUAUAUGUGUAUUGGUGUUAUGUUUCUAUCUUGUUCAGAGUGCAACUGUGCAUUAUUAUAAUAAAAUAUAACACUAAUAAUAGUAAUAAUUUGAACAAGCUUUCGUUGUUAGGGAUAAAAAGUUCUACCUCAAAAUACAUGGAGAAUUUUGACGUUUUGAGCAAAGGCUCUUUGUCUGGAGUUCCGUAGUUGCAUCCCUAACAGCGAAAGCUCAAUGUGUGUUACCGUAUUGGGUUGUUCCAGAAAAGAUCCACACUCCCCCCACGGAGGAAAUUUCUGCCGUCUGGAGGGGGAGGGGAGACAAAAUUGUUUCUGAUAAUAGUAAAUGUAUUAGGACAUCCAAAGAGGGUAGGGGGGUUAACUUCCAAUUUCCUCUGUGGGGGAGGUAUGGUUGUUUUCUGGAAUGACCCAUUAAAUAUUAAUACUCUUUGUUCCUAAAGCAGGAUGUGAGCGUAAAGCCUUGGGCAGAGACGAUGAUAGUUGACGAGAACUCUUGCUUGUUGUCAUUAGUUGCAACUUUUGCUUGUUGACGAGAGCUGCAACUCUUGCUUGUUGUUGAGAGUUGCAACUCUUGCUUGUUGACGAGAGCUACUGCAACUCUCAUCAACUUUUGAACUGGUUCAAAUUUUGAUGACAGUUCAUGAGAGUUUAUACUCUUUGUUGGCCAUGCCCCAAUUUGAUAUUUGUGAUUCAAUUGUUUGUAAUGACUGUAUAUAUCUCAACGAGUCUUUACCCCCCUUUAAAAUGAAAAAUGCCAUUGAAAUCCUCACCGAACAGCGGGGUUUGUGAUGUUACUACAAGGUCAAGUCUGUUUGAAUUGGUUGAUAUUGAAUACAUUGAUAUUGAAAGAACUAGACUGAAAUAUCACCAACUUGAACCGACUUGACCUCGUAGCUCAGUUGUAAGAGCAUUGGACUAGUAUCAGCCCUUCAGGUAUCCGUUUGAAGUCCUGGCUAAUAAUAAUUUGGGUAUGGCCAAUACUGUUUUGCUCUAUUGAGGCUCCAGCUAUUAAUUGAUGAGCGAAGCGAGUAUGCAAAGAAUGGAAGGUCUAAUCUUCAAGGGCGCUGUGAGUUGAGUGGUGGGCAAAGGCUUGCAAGCUUUGUCUAUUUUGUAUAUUGUCCGAGUGCAAGACGGGUUAUAAAUGCAAGCUAGUGAGUACCGGCAAAUUACACACAGCCUCUGGCGAAUGGCUGCCAAAUGUCUUCUUAGCGCUGGCGAAAUUUGCCGUUCGCCGGCCUAAAACAAGAUGGGUGCUAGUAUCCCAAAGGUCGUGGGCCAGUGUGGAUAGUUUGUAUCGCGCGGUGGAUAUCUCCGGCACACAAUUUUGAUGCUUUCUACAUACUAUUAAGUUUUCGAAAUCUCCGGUGCGCAAUUUUCAAACUUUCGAGUCAGGGUCACAGGUUCAAUUCCCACUGUGGUCAGGCAAACUUUUCAGCUUGCCCGGUGUGGAUGCACACUCAGAGUAACAUCACAAACAUCAUAUUCACCUGAGUACAUAACACCAACACACACAAAGAAUAUGGAUCAUAUCUUUUGAAUCCCACAUCAUUAAAAACCCAUUGAGUGCAACUGCAUGCUUUCCCUUGACAAGUAAAAUUGUCUGGUGUUAGACACAAUCAAAUAAUAAAGUAGGCCUUGUUACGGUGCAAUGCAACUUAAUGGUUAGAGAGUGUUUGAAUAUAUUUUCUAGGAAAAGUUAAUGGACAUUUUCCAGCCCUUUGGCGAAAUUAAGUCAAUAGAUUUGAGAACAGGACCGGAAUAUUUUAAUGGGCAACAGAUAGCGUGAGUAUUUUUGACAAGUUUAAUGAUGUUGAACUGUAUGCUGAAAUUGCCUGUAUAUGCAGUAAAUUUCAUCUUCUUGCCUUUUCUUAAUAUUUUUUUAUAGUUUUGUGAGAUUCCCAAAAGAGGAAAUGGCCAAAUAUGCAGUUGACUCACUCCUCCGUAAUCCAGUUGAAAAUGCCAAAUUACAGGUAGAGUAUUCAUGAAUGCAAGUACCAGAUAUCCCCCGAAAAGUUACGAACAGCUCUUAUUACUUGUAAAUAAAUUCAAGCUGAGAAACACUGGAGACGACUUUGUGUGGCAGUUGUUUAAUUAACUAAACACGCCAAACUUUGGGUCAACCAAUUUUCCAAAGUUCUUUGUUAUUAUACAUUCACAUGCAAUUGACCAAUCACAAGUCUUACGAUGUAGGACAGGAGUGUAUAAUACUCCUAAAACAGUAUUAUACUACACUAGGAGGAGUUAUAUGUACUGAAAAACUAGAUAAUAUUUAUAUUUAUUUACAAGAAAUUAGUCUUCAUAAUCACUGUAUGACACAUAUAUUAGGCGGUGAUUAUAGAAUGAUGUUGCUAUAUGUUAUUAACAACAACAAUGGCAAAAGCGACAAACGACAAUAACCACAACGACAACAACUCUAAGACUACAAAACGAACAUAUAGUACAAUACAAACGAUUCAAAACGAUACUAAUUGGCUACAUUAAGUGACUUAAUUGAAGGCAUGGCAAGUGUUUUGAAACUUGGGGUUGAUUGGCAAAGAUUGUUAAAUGGGAUGUGAUUCCAGGUAACGAUUGUUCUUGGAUAAAAUGAGAACUUAUAUACAUUGACACACGGCUGAAUUUGGCACAAAUGAAAUGGCUAAUUUGUAAAGAAAAUGAGUUGGAACGUUAAGCCUGUUUCACGCUAGCACACAAUUGUCUCCUGGCUAGGGUUGGGCGAUAUUAAAAAAAUCAUCUCACGAUUAUUGUCAAGGAAAUUAUCACGAUAUUUGAUAAUAUUGCAAUAAAUGCAAUAAAAACAAUGACCACAUUUUUCAAUUUUAAUUAAUAUCAAGCUGGAUAGUAAACUUAUAUAUAAUCCACUAGAAACAAGAAAUUAAUGUAAUAAGAAGGCUUUUUGUAGUCUAAUAUUUACUGUUCAUAAACCUAAACUGUCUAUGCAGUGUCUACUGUGUCUCCGCUGGUUCACCUGCAAUUUCAUUUCAUUUUAUCGUAUUAAAUUCGUAUUUAAUUCAGGAAAUAGUUUUAAUUCUUUUAAAAACUAUAUUUUCUAGUGAAUUGAAAGAAUUUAUUUAGGAUUUUAUAAAAGCUAUAUACACAUGCAUGCGAAGCAAUAUCACGAUAGUCAUCGAGCAUGACGAUAAUUUCGAUAUAUCGUCGCUCAAGUUUCUACCUUCGAUACGAUAAUCGCGAUUGAAAGUAUCGCGAUAAAUUAAAAUAUUGAAAUAUCGCCCAACCCUACUCCUGGCAAAUGUAAUCGAAUAAAUGAUAUGCAAAAGAGUCAGAGGUGUAACUUAACACUUGCCCGGGGCAAGUGAAUAUCAUGACGGGCAAGUAAAUGUUUUAUCUUGCUUGCCCGAACGGGCAUGUUGCCUUGCCACUUUAUGUUUUCAUUGUCCAUAUAAAUUUUUUAUAGUGCAUGACAUGUACUUGAUUCAAAUUUUGUUUUUUGUGGACCAAAGCUAGAUCUGAGGCUGCAGUAUAACAGCUAUAUAGAGCAGUGGUAGAAUGGAAUGCCAUGUUGCCCCUUAAUUUAUACCCCUACCUAGGUACCCCAGUGGCCAUUGUCUGAUGGCAAGUGAAUUUUAUUCAGGGCAACUAAUUUUCAUGUCCAACUUGCUUUGAGGGCAAGCGACUCAGUCUAUACUUUUGUUUGAGAGAUCACUUAUUUACCUCUGUCAGAAACAUAUACCCGCUGACAAAAUUGCUAUAGUGUGAACCAGGCUUAGGGCGUGUUCAUAUGAACCGGGCUGGCCAGUUAAACCAGGCUAGCUUGCUUUGCCAGGCCAAGUUGUUAUUUGGAAACAAAUUUUGAAAUUAAUUUCGGAAGUUAAAAAGUCAUGUUUCAAAAGCAAAUUGAAAUCAACAGUAUUUAGGAUCUAGAAAUUAGGAUUAUUUUGAGUUUUUGACAAAUGAAUGUUUAAUUAAAUUUUUUACUUUCAGGUAAAUAUAGCCCAAAGAAGCAAAUAUAAAGAGAGUAAAGACAGGUACAAUUAUUUACUAGCAAAACUAAAAAAAGGCCAGCAAUUACCCAAAAAAUGCAAGGAGACAUUCAACGUUUCGAGUUCAACUUUAUGAAGUUGCUAACUUCUCGACAAAAAAGGGCUAAAAUCCUAAAUAUAAAUAAAAUGUGAUUUUUAUAGGCAAGGCAACUUAGAUUUCAGCCAACCACGAAACAAAACAUACUCGGAACUCAAGCGAACGAACCAAGGAGAUUUCAGACGAGGUCAGACGAGACAAUUUGGUCGUAGAGAGACAUCCGAGUACGGCGGGGGAUACGGUACUUCCACCCAUCAUGGACAGAAAAAAGAAUGGAAUACAGAGAGACAAAAGCCUCGUGAGGUUGGUGGUCAAUAUUCUGUUAACAUGUUAAUGCUCAGGACUCUCCCACAAAUAAAUCUCCUGGCGUUAAGGCCUACACCCACCAUACAAGAUUUGGCAUGGCAAGACAAUUUUUCAGUUUUUGAAAGAAAAUAAAAUUGUGUGUAAAAGGAAAUUCAAAAAGAUGUGUCGACCAAAUAACUCACAAUGUUAGAGUGCUUCUCAAUAUUUGAAAACAUAACCCAGGACCAAGGUUAUCCAUCAGAGAAAAGAUAAGUGUUGCGAGGAUAUCACGUUGCCUAAAAUAAAUAUUUGUUUGUUUUUACUUGCACUUUAAAAUGAAAAUACAACAUAAUGGGUUACCGUAACUAGAUGUCCAGAUAGUUUGGUUAACCCAUCAGGGUUUGUAGCGGUUUUUGACAUCUUUGAAAGUUGAUUGUCGAUUGAUUGAAACAAGUUUUUUGCAAAUAUCGAUGAAAAGGUGCAUUUUAAGAUGUGAUUGGAUGGGACUAUUUACUGCUGGAUAAAAAUGGUGCUUACACUUGCAAUUUUUCGACAGCUGAUUGCUAUCAAAGCUCUUUGAAAAGUGUUUGAAAAUAGACGGAUCUUUUGGUCUUGAAGACGUCAAACCCUGCCCAUUAAUGCACGCUAAACUCUACCCUUGACAAGAAAUUGUCUGGUGUUAAACUGGUACAAUUUACAUCAAGCAAUCAAAUUAAAUUUGUUACCUUCAUAUACACUGAGAAUUUUUAACUGUCAUAUUUUUAGGAUCUUGAAAGAGUUGUUUUGGCGACAGACGUUGAAUCUCCCGUGAAAUUUUGGGCUCAAGUUGCAAAGGCAACAGUCGCUCAUCAUUUGUCGACUGCAAGUGAUGAACUUCAAUUUUAUUGUCCAACCGGGUUGAAGGUCACCGAUAACUCGCAUCAGAAAAACAAGGUUUGUUUUUUAUGACAACAAAUAAUUUUGUCAUUGAACUCGUUUUUAAGUACUAUUUAAACCACGAGCAGCAAUGUUUUAUCAGUUAUAAAGAUACGAGGCGGAGCCGAGUAUCUUUAGAUCGGACAAAACACGCACUGCGAAUGUUUUAAAUUGCUUCAAAAACGAUCAAUCUAUUAGUAAGUUCAUUGGCGAAGUAAUUUUCAAAAAAUAUGUUUUUUAAGUCGAGAAAAGCAAAGCAAAGUUAAAAUUUAUGUAACUCAUGGGAAUCUCUGUCGCAUAUUAAGAUACGACACAUAUAAUUUUUUUUUGUGUUUUCCUUGUCCUAAAUUAUUAAUGAGUUUUUAAGACAUAGAUCGAAUUAUUGCUGAUCAUUGUUAACUAAUUCUUAUUACCUGAUCGUGAGGUCUAUACAGAGAAAUAUUGGACCGAGGUUUUUUUUGUGAGCCCACAAGGCGAGGUUUGUACAAAAAGACCGAGGUCCGAUAUUUCUCUGUACAUACCGAGCAAGCGAGGUUAAUAAAAAGUUUAUUACAUGCAUGGCAUUUAUAGGCAUUUAUACUUGAAACAAACAAGAAAUGCAUGAUUUGAAAUGCAUAUUAGUGGCGUGGUAACAUUUGGUCGAAGAAAACAAAAAAUACCAAUGUAUUCCUUCUUUUCCACUAAAAACCAUUCGCAGAUAUCUUCUUAACAAAUUAAAUUAUAAUUUUUAAAUUUUCAAUUAGUUUUGCUGUUUUGUUUUAAAAUGCAUGCAUUUCACGGAAAAAUAAUGGACUGCUGAAAGUGCUUUUCAGCUAAUCACAGUCCGCCAUUUCGCUGGAAGUGAUGCUUGCCAUAUAAUAAUUUACUAUUAAUUGUUAUAUAAUUAAUAAUUUACUAAUUGUUGGCAUUAUUUUGUGGCAAGUAAUGACGAUUUGUUCGUGAAUAUCAUAAACACUAAUAUUUUUUUACAAAUGUCUAUAGGUCUAUGGUGGAAUUUAUCCUAUUGAUAAUUUAUGGUACAGAUGUACUAUUAUCAAAUUUCUUCAACAGGGAAUGGU
Paramuricea clavata is the source of this 6542-nucleotide messenger RNA. The record is from the annotation of a GenBank genome assembly. Lineage: Eukaryota; Metazoa; Cnidaria; Anthozoa; Malacalcyonacea; Plexauridae.